UGUUGUCGAAGUUUCGCUUUCAGCCAGUCAGUUUAUCAUACUCGCUGAAGUAAUACUUCUGCUCCCCAAACAGUAUUAAAAAGUCGGUCGGAGUGUAAAAUAGCCGGACAUUCGCGUUUCUGAUUAUUGGACGGCAUUAAACUUUUUUAAAAAAAUGCGAACUAAUAUGCGAGUUUGGUUUAUUUAUUGAAGCGUUUUAAAGAAGAGUGUUACACUAUGGCGGAUGGAGCGAAUCUAAACGCAAGUUGUUUGUCCUCUCGAGCAAAGAAAGUCAACAACAACAGCAUUUCGACAGCAGCGAACAUGAGGAGAAAGACACGACAGAGCAACAGAAGAGACAUUCACAACCGGGUUGUCUUGGAGAAGGUCCUGGGCAUCACUGUCUCCAGCAGCAGUGCUUUAACCUGUGAGCCCAACACUGGUUUAGUGGCUUAUCCGGCAGGUUGUGUUAUUGUCAUCCUGAGCCCAAAGAAAAACAAGCAGACUCACAUAUUUAAUACAUCCAGGAAAACCUUCAGUGCCUUGGCUUUCUCGCAGAAUGGAAAAUAUUUGGUCACUGGUGAGAGCGGGCACAUGCCCUGUGUGCGGGUGUGGGAUGUGGUAGAGCGGACACAGGUGGCAGAGGUCCAGUGCCAUAAGUACGGGGUGGCGUGUGUAUCUUUCUCCCCUAAUGGAAGCUACAUAGUGUCUGUGGGAUACCAGCACGACAGGACAGUCAGCGUCUGGGAGUGGAAGAAGGGGACUGUUAUUGCAUCCAAUAAGGUGUCCAGCCGCGUGCUUGCUGUGUCUUUCUCAGAGGACAACAGCUACUUUGUGACUGCUGGGAACAGACAUGUGAAGUUCUGGUACCUUGAUGCCUCAAAGGAAAGAAGGGUGAACAGCACAGUGCCUCUGAUUGGUCGCUCAGGGUUGCUCGGGGAGCAUCAGAACAGUCAGUUCUGUGGUUUGGCGUGUGGCCGUGGCUCGAUGUCCAGCAGCACCUACUGCAUCACACACACAGGUCUGCUGUGCCAGUUCAAUAGCAACAGACAACUGGAUUCCUGGGUUGAUCUCAAGGCAAGUAACACACUUUGCCCCUCUUUGAGCGAGACGUUUGUUUUCUGCGGUUGUGCAGAUGGCACAGUGCAUGUGUUCAGCCCACAGGACCUUUGUUACAUCAACACUCUGCACCGGCCGCACUGCUUGGGGGUAGAUGUGUCUCAGGGCACCCAGCCAGGGCAUUUGUUUGGCGCUAACCCAGAAGCACAGUAUCCAGAUACCCUGGCUUUAACCUUUGACCCUGUGACCAGCCACUUGACGUGUGUGUAUAAUGACCACAGUGUGUACGUAUGGGACGUGCGGGACAUUCAAAAUGUCGGGAAGGUCUACUCAGCUCUUUACCACAGCGGAUGUGUGUGGAGUGUGGAGACCUACCCUGAGCUUGAAGAUUCAUCUGCGGCGUGUUUUUCACCCAGCUCUUUCCUCACCUGUUCAUCCGAUAACCUUGCGAAAGAUAUCGUAAGGAUAGUGUAUGUGGACGAUGACACGCAAUACCUCAAAGCCGAGGCUGAGAGAGCUGAGGGAGCAAGCCAGGAUGGGAAAUCUGGGAUCAGGGUGCUGGGAAUCAGCCCAGAUGGCCAACAUUUGGCUGCUGGAGACCGCAGUGGAAACCUGAGAAUCUUUGGCUUGCAGUUCAUGGACGAGCUGCAGAAAAUUGAGGCUCAUGAUUCGGAGGUCUUGUGUCUAGCCUUCUCCCCUACUGAGACUGGUUUGCAUCUGUUGGCUUCUGCGAGUCGUGAUCGGCUUAUUCACAUCUUUGACAUGGAGAAGAAAUGCAAUCUAGUGCAGACGGUUUACGAUCAUUCGGCCUCCAUCACUGCCAUCAAGUUUACAGGACUGAGUUCAGAGUUGUGUAUGGUCAGCUGUGGUGCCGACAAGAGCAUCUAUUUUCGAUCUGCUGAAAAGACCUCGGAAGGCUUGAACUUCUCACGAUCACAUCACAUAGUGGAGAAGAGCACACUGUAUGACAUGGACCUGGACGCCACACGCACACACACGGCCAUCGCGUGCCAGGACCGGAACAUUAGUGAUGAUGGGACACUGCUUAAGGUUCAGUUGGAUCCCUCUGGGAUGUUUCUGGCCACCAGUUGUUCAGACAAAAAUAUCUGUAUCUUUGACUAUGAGUCAGGCGAAUGUGUAGCCACCUUAUUUGGACAUUCGGAAAUUGUUACAGGUAUGAAGUUCAGCCAGGACUGCAGGCAUCUGAUUACAGUCUCUAGUUCAAACUGUGUGUUUGUGUGGCGGCUGGACUCUCAGAUGACCAACUCCAUGAGGAAGAGGCUGGCAGAGAGGAAGCAGCAAGCAGGUCUGAGGGUUCAACGGGCCCCCAGCCAACAGCAAGCCAUCAGGAGAGAGACCUACAUCGCUGUACCCUGUAGUGCUUUGCCUCACAUGGAGGAGGAAGAGGAAGGCAGCUUGAUGCCAGAGAAGGCUCCAGACGAUGGUGUGGAGGACUGCAGAACUCCAGACAGGCUCGACUCUACUGAUGCAUCUGUGGAUUCAGUGGUGCUCCAAACCAAUGGCAAAAUGCCCAUGUGGGUUCGUAGACUGGGUGGAGAAGGUGAAAAUGAUGGUAGUGGCAUAGCUAGUAGAUCUCAGUACCAGCCACAGGGGCGCUGGGCAGUGCGAUCAGAUCCACUAGCCAUCCGCACAGUACUGGAGAUGAAGAGCAUGCAGCUUCCCCUCUCACACACUCCCAGCAGAGCCGUGGGAGAGGAAGAGUUUGAGGAAGACUCUCGCUUUCAUCCGCAGAGUUUGGACAGUCUGCUGGAAGAAGAUGUUGACGAUGAUGAUCUAGAGGAGGAAAAGAUUUGCCGUGAUUCCCAAGAUGGGUUUAGCUCUUCGCUCCAAGGGCCAGAUUUUCUGCAGAUGCCACAUGGAGAGGAGAACUUCCAUCCAGAGCUCAGCUCACCAGAGAAGACUGGCUACAUUUUAUACCCAGCCAACAGCACUGCUCUGUCCACUGGAGAAGGUCAGGUUUUUUGUUUUUUUUACUCCUUUAAGAUGAUGGUGAAAACCUUAUUGCUAAUCUUAUCUGCUGUGGAAACUCUUGUAGAAAAGUUCAACAUGGACUUGAGCAGUCUGCAGCCCACAACAGAGAGUAACUUCCUCAAUCUUCGUCUCAGCAUCUCCACGCGCUUCCUCUCCCGCUUUCAGAGCCGCUUUCGCACUGUUGGGACUAGUAGCAGUGCUGUUUGCCGGCCUGCAGCCUGCCUGCCCAGUAUACCAGAUGAAUCCAGUGAUAGCUGUCCAACCUUCGACGGAACAAUGGACAAGUCCAAGGUUCUUUCAAACAACAGUGGAAGCAUUGAGGAGAGUGAGAAAAGUGUUACCAAGAAACGUUCCUCAGUGGCUGCUCGGAAAUCUUGCCAGAACUUAUCUUUUUUACGCUGGAAAAAUGCUCUGGGAGAAAUCACAAACAAGAGCAUUAUGUCCAAAGCUCAUAAUACUGUCAACACUACAGGCGUUCUCACCACCAAAUCUACCAGCAGUGCGUUUGACACAUCUGUUACACGCUCCCGCCAAAGCUACAUGGGUCCCACUGCAAGCUCCCGGUCAAAGAUAACCCAGAGCAAUUCUGUGGAGACGUGUACAUCAGAAGAAACGCAGUUAAACGCCCCGUCUUUGUCUCUGGACCUUACUGUGGACCAAAGCAAAGAGAACAUUGUUCCUCCUUCCUCUUCAGUUCUCUCCUCUGGAUCGUCUCAUCCGACACCGGCUCUCUCUACUCCUGCCUUGGGUAACCACAGUGCCCGGGCAGCUCUUCGAUUGGACCUCAUUGGCCCCAAUCGUGCCAGUCUGUCACCGUUGGCGCUCAAGAGCAGUCUAGGGAAAGUUGAACGUCCCGAGUCUCCACGUCGACAGGCUUUGGUGACGCCCACAGAGAUGCGGUCACUGGGGAAAGAGUGUCGGAAGCAGAUCAUUAAUAUUGAGCAGAGUUUGGUUUCUAAGACUUCAAGCAGGUUCUCGACAGGGUCUGAAAUGUUUGCCAGGAACUCCACAUUGUCAGAAGCCAGUCAUUCGGUGAUUGAAGACCUGCGGUUUACAGAGUCAUGUGGGAAUACACAGGCCACUGAUCAGAUCUCAAUGACCAACUCCGUGACUACAGACAGAGAAGAUCCUACACAAAAUGACUGCGCUGGAGAGGACACAGACUCGUUGAGUGCCCAGAUGUGUAAGGAGAUGGUGAAUGAACUCUGGCAGACCAUCCAUAAAACAACUGGCUUUUAUAACAAGUUGUGCUCCAUCCCGGAGUUGUCAGAGCAGCAGGAACAGAUGAAGAGUAUUUUGCAGGAGGUGUUUGUGGGGGUACAGAGUGAAUUAAACUCCCUGUGCCCACAAGAGACAAGCACCCGUCCUGUACCGGAGGAAUCCCCCGGCCGUCAACUGAGGGACGAAAGGACUGUGGCCCUCCUGGAUAAAUAUUCAGAGAUGCUCUUACUGCGAAUGACUGAAAAAGGAGCACAGGCCACACUGGAGUAACUGCUCGGUUCCCGUCAUUUUAUUGGCAAAAUUGAACUUCUAAUGGCGUAUACGAAUAAGCACCUUUAAAUCUUAAUGUCUUCCAUUGGUUUUAUGCUUUUAAAUAAACAUGUAAAUGCAUAUUUGUUUUUUUAACACUACAUUUCAGUACCUGAGUGUAUUUGGUCACAUACACUUUGCAGUUAUUUUGAUGCUUUAAAGGACCUUCAGGACCUUUUCCCCCCAAAAUCGUUAUUUCCAUGGUAUUUCAUGUACAGUU
Sinocyclocheilus grahami is the source of this 4780-nucleotide messenger RNA. RefSeq names its product WD repeat-containing protein 62-like. Gene Ontology annotation, biological process: negative regulation of canonical NF-kappaB signal transduction; positive regulation of JNK cascade. The record is from RefSeq and is a predicted model, not a curated record. Lineage: Eukaryota; Metazoa; Chordata; Actinopteri; Cypriniformes; Cyprinidae. Bases 217 to 4521 code for a protein of 1434 amino acids. Gene Ontology annotation, molecular function: protein binding. The transcript is spliced from 31 exons. Gene Ontology annotation, cellular component: cytoplasm.